GUUUCGAAAAGUUUGUAGCUAGUUUGUAGCCGUCUACACCGCGCGCUGUAGAGAAUAGAAUUUCGUGUAAAAUAAUGAGCGACAUCUUUCUCUUUUUCGCUAUCUAGUUGGAUACUGGUUCCACGCCGCAGAUAAUUUUGUUCAAUCUUGAUACUCCUCGCAAAGGCAGAAAAGGGAGACGUGGCCCUAAUUUGGAGGAAUUCGAUUUUGCCACCCACCAGUUCGAAUCAUAAUGAAGCGGGUUUACAAGGGCUUAAUACUGCUAAUCUGUUUUGCUGUCGUCGAUUUUACAAGGUGUGCCGAUACCGAGACUCUCGGUGAUGCCGAGGACCAUGAUCCCGUCGAUGGCGUCGAACGAGCCUCAUCAAUCAGGUAUGGCGUAACUUAUCCAGUGUUACAGCGCCCUCACGAUAUGUUAGCCGAAUUGGAACAGAUCAGCAAGUUACAAGAGAAACAAGAUUCACCCGGCGACGCUGUCUUGGAAUUGGGCGGUCUUCGUCAAGCAGAUGAAGAAUAUUCCAAGAUGGUAGAGAUGGGUACCAACGAGAAUGGACGUAGGCAUGGCAGGAGCAGGAGGAAUGUUGACACUAGCAGAUUAUGGCCCGCUGCAACAAUACCGUAUUUCAUCAGUUCAGACGUAUCUGAUUCGCUUCGAAUGAAAAUCAACGAGAUCAUGGAAUACAUAUCGAACGUCUCAUGCGUUGAAUUUCAAGAGUUCAAUGCUGCAACAACGCCUGGAAUUGUUGGACAUGACACCAAAGUGGUUUUCCAGCAAGACAUGUCCAAAUCCUGCUCAUCGUAUGUUGGGAAAUCUCCUGAACUCGAACAACAGUUUGUUGUCAAUGAAGAAUGUGAUAGCCUCGGUGAAUUGUAUCCCAUUUUUUUUUUCCUGAUGGGUUUUUGGAGGGAAGAACUAAGGAGUGAUCGAGAUAUGUACGUUACAAUACAUUUGGAGAAUGCAAUCGCAGGAACAUCAUCUGCAUUUAGUAAAAAAGAAGGUGCUGGCUACUCUACAUUCGAUAUUCCCUACGACUAUUCAUCAAUCGUGCAUAGUCCCAGUACUGCUAUUUCGGUAAACGGGCAGCCAACCAUAACUACUCUUGAUCCCUUGGAUAUGCCGUAUUUGGGCCAGCGGGUGGCUCCUACGUUUUAUGACUUGAAGAAGUUGAACGCCGCUUACUGCCAGGAUACCAUCGAAACAAACUGUUCAAGUACGAAUCCAUGCCUGUACGAAGGGUAUCAACGAGGGGAUUGUACCUGCGCUUGUAAGCCGGGGUUUACAAAUUCCACAUGCGGCGAUGAGAUCCCAAAUUUUGAGUCACGUUGCAUACACAGGUAUACAAUAGAUGACGGGAGAAUGGGUUCCAUCUCCUCACCGAAUUACUCCUCUAACUACGACCCAAAUGUGAUAUGCCAAUACAUUAUUACGGGUCCAGUUGGAUCGACGAUGAGCGUAAGUUUUACUGAUUUCAUACUGCAUUUGCCGGGAGCAUCUUGUGACACAGAUUACCUUCAAAUCUUCUUGACGAAUACUAGCUAUGUGGCUGAUUUCACAUUGUGCGGCACAAAUACCGCGGAGGCUUUCGUCAGCCCUAGCAACGUGAUCCGGUUCGUCUUUUUUUCAGAUUCUGCGGACACGGGAUUCUCUUUGAUGUACGCCUUCAACACCAGUGGGGUACCCCGCGAGGAAGUUUGCAACGCGACAUUGACCGAGUCCAGCGGUGAGCUAAGCUACUCCGCCAGCGGAUCUACCACCAGUGCAUAUUGCACGUAUGACAUCAUCGCACCUGAAAGGCAACGGAUCGCCCUGACCGUGGAUUCAAUCAAGGUCCAGAACUCGUUCUGCUGCGUCAACAGAAUGGAGAUCCAUUUGGGAGAUGGUAACUGGAACCCUAUCCAAUUUUGCGACGAAACCGUCAUUUCGAAAGAAAUCAUCUCUGCGGAUAAUAAGAUGCAAAUCGUGUUUGCCUUGGAGGAGAAUUCUUCAGGCUCUGCCAGUUUUAGUGUGACCUACCGUACGGUAGAAAUUAACGCUGGUCCGUCGGACCCUGGUGUAAGUUUCGGCUGCGAACGCACAGUGGAGGAGAAUGGAGGUUACAUUCAAUCGCCGCGUUACCCCAUGACGUAUCCAAAGAUGACGUGCUGUGAGUAUGAGAUCAUUGCUUCGCCAGGCCUGCACGUCGAGCUUACAUUCCAGAAAAGAUUUCUGAUUGAAGAAGAAGACACAUUAACCAUAGCUUUUGGCGGAUCAAUGUUAGUCAGAAUCGUUCUGACUGGCAACGCUGCUCCGAAGGGAUCUUAUAUCUCACUCUCCGAUCGGAUGAGAAUUAAAUUCGAAUCAAACAAGAGCUGGUUUUACGGUAUUGGAUUCCGAGCGUUCUUCAAAAGUGUUUCCGUCGAUAUCCCAGCUGUACCAUCUACUACGAUGGCCCAGCAGUGUGUCUAGUGAAAAAAAUCAAAUUAUGCCAGAGAAGCAGCGAAAUUAUGCUAAAUCACGAAAAAUUAUGCCAAACCGUUUUGGACCCUAGGAUUUUCCACAGGGGGGGGGGGCAAAACCGUCCGCCAAAAAAAUUUGACAAGC
Lytechinus pictus (painted urchin) is the source of this 2581-nucleotide messenger RNA. RefSeq names its product protein SpAN-like. The transcript has 10 exons. The record is from RefSeq and is a predicted model, not a curated record. NCBI's taxonomy places the organism in Eukaryota, Metazoa, Echinodermata, Echinoidea, Temnopleuroida, Toxopneustidae. Gene Ontology annotation, molecular function: metalloendopeptidase activity; zinc ion binding. The coding region runs from base 233 to 2446 and encodes 737 amino acids. Gene Ontology annotation, biological process: proteolysis.